Molecule: messenger RNA, 6964 nt
Organism: Rattus norvegicus (Norway rat)
Lineage: Eukaryota; Metazoa; Chordata; Mammalia; Rodentia; Muridae
Gene: Ercc5
Product: ERCC excision repair 5, endonuclease
Biological process (GO): nucleotide-excision repair; response to UV
Cellular component (GO): nucleus; chromosome
Molecular function (GO): nuclease activity; catalytic activity; endonuclease activity
Source: RefSeq, a predicted model, not a curated record
AUCCUAAAGUGAAACAAAGGCCCUGCGAAUCCGGCUAAGAGCGCCUGCGCCAUGGGAGUGCAGGGGCUGUGGAAGUUGCUGGAGUGCUCUGGCCGCCCGGUCAGCCCGGAGGCGCUAGAGGGCAAGGUGCUGGCCGUGGAUAUUAGCAUUUGGCUAAACCAAGCACUUAAAGGAGUCCGAGAUCGCCAUGGAAAUGCAAUAGAAAAUGCUCAUCUUCUCACAUUAUUCCACCGGCUCUGCAAACUCUUGUUUUUCCGCAUCCGUCCUAUUUUUGUAUUUGAUGGUGAUGCUCCACUGCUAAAGAAACAGACCUUGGCAAAGAGAAGGCAGAAGAAGGAUUCUGCAUCCAUUGACUCGAGAAAAACCACAGAGAAGCUUCUGAAAACCUUUCUGAAGAGACAGGCUCUGAAAACUGCCUUCAGAAGCAAAAGAAAUGAAGUGCUACCCAGUCUUACUCAAGUUCAAAGAGAGGAUGACAUCUAUGUUUUGCCACCUUUACAAGAGGAAGAAAAACAUAGUUCAGAAGAGGAAGAUGAAAAGCAAUGGCAAGCAAGAAUGGAUCAAAAGCAAGCUUUGCAGGAAGAAUUCUUUCAUAAUCCUCAUGCCAUAGAUAUCGAGUCUGAGGAUUUCAGCAGCCUGCCUCCUGAGGUAAAGCAUGAGAUCUUGACUGACAUGAAAGAGUUUACCAAGCGAAGACGGACAUUGUUUGAAGCAAUGCCAGAGGAGUCUAAUGACUUUUCACAGUAUCAGCUGAAAGGCUUGCUUAAGAAAAACUACCUAAACCAGCACAUAGAAAAUGUCCAGAAGGAAAUGAACCAGGAACAUUCAGGACAAAUCCAGAGGCAAUAUGAAGACGAGGGAGGCUUUCUGAAGGAAGUCGAGUCGAGGAGAGUGGUUGCUGAAGACACCUCACACUACAUCUUGAUAAAAGGAAUUCAAGGAAAGAAAGUCGUGGAUGUGGAUUUAGAAUCUCUUCCUUCUUCCAGCAAAGAACACAGUGUGUCCUUCAACCUGAAGUCAUCACCUUAUGAGAAAGUGAAGCCAGAGAGCGAGCCAGAGGCCACACCUCCUUCUCCAAGAACUUUACACGCUAUUCAAGUAGCCAUGCUGGGAGGUAGCUCAGAAGAGGAGCCGGAGAGUGGAGAAGGAGGGCAGUCUAAGGAGAGAAGUGCGUGGGCCACUGCAGAUGCAGGCUCCAUUUCACCACAGACCUGUGCAGCUAUUCAGAGAGCUCUGGAUGAUGAUGAAGAGGAGAGAAUGUGUGCCAGCAGUGAUAAUCUGGCCGUGGAAAUGCUGCUUGGAAAUGGUCUGAAGCAGGAGCACGCUGAUGAAGUGGUAGUAAAAGGUGGAGGCGUGCCACUUGACACAGCAUCUCUUUUACCCAGUGUGACUGAGGUAGAGGAGUGUGUGGCCAGUGCCAGCAAUGACAAAGAGCAGACAGCCUCAACUCAUGCAUCUAGUACUGCUUGUCAUCCAGGUGAAGUCCCCAAAGAAACAGUAUCUCCUGCUCAUGUGGUGAGUGAAGCAUCUCAGAUAAGUAGUGAGUGUGAGGUCGCUGGUAGGCCAGUUCCCCUUCCCUCAGCAUUCAUAGAAACUCCAUGCAGUUAUGCCUCUGGGGUCCUCAGUGAAAGGGAACUCACCCUGGCACCUCCAAUAAGAACACAUUCUCAUCAGAGGACGAGCAUAGACCCUGAAGAGCCUGAGCUACAAAAUGGACUCUGCCCACCCAAGAACACGUGUAAUUCCUCUCAUCUUUCAAGUGAUGAUGAAACAGAAGGUGGACAAAAUCCUGCUUCCAAAGCAGGUAGCACAGUUCAUGUCCCUUCAGAGGCAGUAGGUAACGUAGAAAACGUGUCGUCUUCUAAUGCUGAAGAACAUGGAGAUUUCCAGAAAACUAUCCAGCUAUGGGAGAUGCCUGAGGCUGCUGCCAGGGAGCUGAUUUCAGCCCCAGAGUCCCUGGGACCAGUGGAGAUGGAGUCUGAAGAGAGCGAGUCUGAUGUGAGACCUCCAAGGAAGGAGAUGCCAAGUAGUGCUUCAAAGCUUCAGACCACAAUCAAACACAGCAUCCUUUUCAACAGAAGCAGAAGCUCAUCUGAAUAUGCUCAUGGAUGCUGACAUCAACAUUUAAUCAUCUCCUCACUCAUCCAGGAAGAGGGGGAGAUCAGUUACUACUGUACUUUAUUGUGUUCAACCAAAUCACCAUGUUACAAAAAUAGCAAGCUGCCAUAAUAAAAAAUAAGGCUCCUCUAUCCAGCACCAGAUAGCAUCAUUUUACUUUCAAGCCUAGAAAUUGCACACUUGUAUAUAAACCAAUCGAAGAUGAGGAUUGAGAGUUCAUCUUGGUGGAUUUUUCCUUUGAUGAAUAUGAAGUGUCCUUCCUUAUCUUUUUUGAUGACUUUUAAUUGAAAAUUGAUUUUAUUUGAUAUUAGAAUGGCUACUCCAGCUUGCUUCUUCUGACCAUUUGCUUGGAAAGUUGUUUUCCAGCCUUUCACUCUGAGGUAGUGUCUGUCUUUGUCUCUGAGGUGUGUUUCCUGUAGGCAGCAGAAUGCAGGGUCCUCAUUGCUUAUCCAGUUUGUUAAUCUAUGUCUUUUUAUUGGGGAGUUGAGGCCAUUGAUGUUGAGAGAUAUUAAGGAAUAGUGAUUAUUGCUUCCUGUUAUAUUCAUAUUUGGAUAUGAGGUUAUGUUUGUGUGCUUUCAUUCUCUUUGUUUUGUUGACAAGACGAUUAGUUUCUUGCUUCUUCUAGGUUAUAGCUUGCCUCCUUAUGUUGGGCUUUACCCUUUAUUAUCCUUUGUAGUGCUGGAUUUGUAGAAAGAUAUUGUGUGAAUUUGGUUUUGUCAUGGAAUAUCUUGGUUUCUCCAUCUAUGUUAAUUGAGAGUUUUGCAGGAUACAGUAACCUGGGCUGGCAUUUGUGUUCUCUUAGGGUCUGUAUGACAUCUGUCCAGGAUCUUCUGGCCUUCAUAGUUUCUGGCGAAAAGUCUGGUGUGAUUCUGAUAGGUCUGCCUUUAUAUGUUACUUGACCUUUUUCCCUUACUGCUUUUAAUAUUCUUUCUUUAUUUUGUGCGUUUGGUGUUUUGACAGUUAUGUGACGGGAGGUGUUUCUUUUCUGGUCCAAUCUAUUUGGAGUUCUGUAGGCUUCUUGUAUGCCUAUGGUAUCUCUUUUUUUAGGUUAGGGAAGUUUUCUUCUAUGAUUUUGUUGAAGAUAUUUACUGGUCCUUUGAGCUGGGAGUCUUCACUCUCUUCUAUACCUAUUAUCCUUAGGUUUGAUCUCCUCAUUGAGUCCUGGAUUUCCUGUAUGUUUUGGACCAGUAGCUUUUUCCACUUUACAUUAUCUUUGACAGUUGAGUCAAUGAUUUCUAUGGAAUCUUCUGCUCCCGAGAUUCUCUCUUCCAUCUCUUGUAUUCUGUUGGUGGAGCUUGUAUCUACAGCUCCUUGUCUUUUCUUUUGAUUUUCUAUGUCCAGGGUUGUUUCCAUGUGUUCUUUCUUGAUUGCUUCUAUUUCCAUUUUUAAUUCCUUCAACUGUUUGAUUGUGUUUUCCUGGAAUUCUUUCAGGGAUUUUUGCGAUUCCUCUCUGUAGGCUUCUACUUGUUCUCUAAGGGAGUUCUUUAUGUCUUUCUUGAAGUCCUCCAGCAUCAUGAUCAAAUAUGAUUUUGAAACUAGAUCUUGCUUUUCUGGUGUGUUUGGAUAUUCCGUAUUUGCUUUGGUGGGAGAAUUGGGCUCCGAUGAUGCCAUGUAGUCUUGGUUUCUGUUGCUUGGGUUCCUGCGCUUGCCUCUCGCCAUCAGAUUAUCUCUAUGUUACUUUGUUCUGCUAUUUCUGACCGUGGCUAGACUGUCCUAUAAGCCUGUGUGUCAGGAGUGCUGUAGACCUGUUUUCCUGUUUUCUUUCAGCCAGUUAUGGGGACAGAGUGUUCUGCUUUCGGGCGUGUAGUUUUUCCUCUCUACAGGUCUUCAGCUGUUCCUGUGGGCCUGUGUCUUGAGUUCACCAGGCAGGUUUCUUGCAGGGGAAAAGUUGGUCCUACCUGUGGUUCCAAGGCUCAAGUUUGCUCGUGGGGUGCUGCCUAAGUCCUCUCCGCGGCGGCAACAACCGGGAAGAUCUGUGCCGCUCUUACCGGGAGCCUCCGUGCACCAGGGUUCCAGAUGGCGUUUGGUGUUUUCCUCUGGCGUCUGGAUGUGCACAGAGUGCAGUCUCUUCUGGUUUCCCAGGCGUGUCCGCCUCUCUAAAGGUUUAGCUCUUCCUCCCACGGGAUUUGGGUGCAGAGAACUGUUUAUCCAGUUUGUUUCCUUCAGGUUCCGGCGGUGUCUCAGGCGCAGGGGUCCUGCCACUCCUGGGCCCUCCCCUACGGGAACCCAGAGGCCUUAUACAGUUGCCUCUUGGGCCAGGGAUGUGGGCAGGGGUGGGCAGUGUUGGUGGUCUCCUCCGCUCUGCAGCCUCAGGAGUGCCCACCUGAUCAGGCGGUGAGGUCUCUCUCCCACGGGGUUUGGGAGCAGAGAGCUGCUGCGGACCAGGAUCCGUGGGUGUGGGACUUCCGGUAAACACAGGAAGUGCCAGGUCCUAGAGGAAUUUUGCCUCUGUGUGUCCUGAGUUCACCAGGCAGGUUUCUUGCAGGGGAAAAGUUGGUCCUACCUGCGGUUCCAAGGCUCAAGUUUGCUCGUGGGGUACUGCCUAAGUCCUCUUCGCUGUGGCAGCAACCGGGAAGAUCUGUGCCGCUCUUUCCGGGAGCCUCCGUGCACCAAGGUUCCAGAUGGCGUUUGGCGUUUUCCUCUGGCGUCUGGAUGUGCACAGAGUGCAGUCUCUUCUGGUUUCCCAGGCGUGUCCGCCUCUCUGAAGGUUUAGCUCUCCCUCCCACGGGAUUUGGGUGCAGAGAACUGUUUAUCCGGUCUGUUUCCUUCAGGUUCCGGCGGUGUCUCAGGCGCAGGGGUCCUGCCACUCCUGGGCCCUCCCCUACGGGAACCCAGAGGCCUUAUACAGUCGCCUCUUGGGCCAGGGAUGUGGGCAGGGGUGGGCAGUGUUGGUGGUCUCCUCCGCUCUGCAGCCUCAGGAGUGCCCACCUGAUCAGGCGGUGAGGUCUCUCUCCCACGGGGUUUGGGAGCAGAGAGCUGCUGCGGGCCGGGAUCCGCGGGUGUGGGACUUCGAAGUCAUUGUUUUUAAUAGGUGAAUAUUACUCCAUUGGGUAAAAAUGUAGUACUCCAUUGUGUGGAUGUACCACAUUUUCUGUAUCCAUUCCUCUGUUGAAGGUCAUCUGGGUUCUUUCCAGCUUCUGGCUAUUAUAAAUAAGGCUUCUAUGAACAUAGUGAAAUAUGUAUCCUUGUUAUAUGUUGGAGCAUCUUUUGGGUAUGUGCCCAGGAGUGGUAUAGCUGGAUCCUCAGGUAGUACUAUGUCCAAUUUUCUGGCAGUGAGUGUGGAUUGUUGGCUCUAUGCAGGUGAAGGUAGGCACAAGAUAAGGUGAGGCCUGUGAUUGGGCAGUGAAAAAGUAAGGACAACACAGAGUUUUGGGGAGAGGGGAAAAAAGGGGAAGAGCCAAGAUGGAGGAGGAGAAGGAUAGCCUAGUUCUGUGUGGCUUUAAAGGGCUGCAGGUAGUUAUGAAUAUUUCAUAAGGGAUAGAGUUUUAUAUACAAUUUGUCUUAUCUAGGUGGGCAGUUUAUAUCAAUAUUAACUUGUUUAGAGUUUAUUGUGAGGACAUUUUGGGGGUGAGGAUUUACUGACAAAUUACAAGCUUAUUGAGUUUUGAUUUUUACAGGUUACUGGGAGUUUGGACUAUAACCACAGGGAGCAGAUGCUGGGACUGUGAACAGAGCUCAUAGCAGAAAGUCACAAGAGGGUGGUUGCUCCUGGGGCAGAGAGUAGCUGACAGCAAUGUAGGGCUAGCCAUGGCAGCAAGAUCGCUACAGGGCCCAAAGAGUAGCCAGUGGCAGCUUAGGAUGGCAAUUGGAAACUUAGCGAGUUGCGUUGAGAUGCUUUGUUGAUUAAGAUGAAAAUACCCUGCAGAUGCCAUGUGGCCCACUGGUGCUGGUGAAUUCACUUAUUACUAUUUACUGCUACAGGUCAGCAUGUAGAAGAAUGCAAAUCAAGCCAUUCUUAUCGCCUUGUACAAAGGUCAAGUCCAAGUGGAUCAAUGACCUCCACAUAAAACCAGAUACACUCAAAAUAAUAGAAGAGAGAGUGGGAAAGAGCCUUAACACAUGGGCACCGGGGAAAAUUUCCUUAACAGAACACUGAUGGCUUAUGCUUUAAGAUCAAGAAUCGACAAAUGGGAGCUCAUAAAACUGCAAAACUUCUUUAAGGCACAGGACACUGUCAAUAGGACAAAAUGGCAACCAACAGCUUGGGAAAAGAUCUUUACCAAUCCUACAUCUGAUAAAGGGCUAAUAUCUAAUAUAUAUAUAAAGAACUCUAGAAGUUAGACUCCAGAGAGCCAAAUAUCCCUAUUAAAAAAUGGUGUACAGAGCUAAACAAAGAGUUCUCAAGUUAGGAAUCUUGAAUGGCUGAAAAGUACCUAAAGAAAUGUUCAACAUCCUUAGUCAUCAGGGAAAUGCAAAUCAAAACAACCCUGAGAUUUCACCUCACACCAGUGAGAAUGGCUAAGAUCAAAAACUCAGGUGACAGCAGAUGCUGGUGGGGAUGUGGAGAAAGAGGAACACUCCUCCAUUGCUGGUGAGAUUGCAAGCUGGUCAAACCUGGUGGUUCCUUAGAAAACUGGUCAUAGUACUACCAGAGAGAGGUCAUUUCUGAGGGUCUGCUGUAGCACUGGGGAUGAGACUUGAGGCUUGAAUCUAAAGAGAGAAAAGGAUUUACAGACAGCUUCUCUGACAGGAGUAGUCUCUGUCAGUUAGCAAGGAGUGCCUUCUGGAAUUGGAGCUGGGAUAAAGUAACAGAGAGUUAGGAGAGGAAAGUUGCGGAAUCCACAGGAGAUGUGCGCAGAGGGGAAAGCAAUGUGUUCUGUUGCAUAGAGAGGGAUGAGACUGGGAA